CCCAAGAUAAGAGCAUAAAGUAGAAUUUAGUUCAAAAUAUUUUUUUUUUUUUAAAUAAAUUAUUAAUUGAAAUUAAUUAAUAAAAUUAUAAUAAAGAAAAUUAAAAUGUUAAAUAUAUUAGUAUUAGUUUUAUUUUCAAUGAAAGAAAUUAAAGAUGGGUUAGCAGCUGGUACUAGUUUAUUAAGCACUCUAGAUUCUCAUUGUACGGAUUAUAGUGGACGAAUUUAUGAACAUGGAAUGCAUUAUAUGCCAAAGAAUAUGUGCAAUUUGUGCAUUUGUGAUAAUGGGGAACCGAAAGGUUGCAAGAUGGUACUAUGUACUGCGCCAAGUGAAUGUAAAUCUUUUCAACUUGGCAAUAAUUGCUGCGAAUACGUUUGUCUUGAUGAUACUUUGGCUGAAAGGACAACAGAUUUCGGUAUAUGACUAGUAGCAAGUGGCAUAACUGCCACUUUGUCUUUAUCACUCCUGUUUUUCUUAGUAAAUCGUUUAAGGCAACGAAAAAUUCGGGGAAGAGAAAACCGACAAACGACAUCAGAUGAAAGAAGUAUCGUUGGAAGUAUAGGAUAUAUAACCGGUAAUAUGGGUUACAUGGAAGGAAAUAUAAAUGGUAUGGAUUAUACGUAUGGAAAUUCGUCACAUUAUCCCUUAUGGAAACCACCUAGUGGAUAUUUUCCAAGAGGUGAAGCUCCACCUCCUUAUGAAGAAGCAGUAGCAUUGUCACAAGCGGAAGCUUUGAGUGCAGCACAAUGCACGGUCAGCGUAGCAACUACAACACAUCGAUCCUUACCAAUUAGCACACUAAAUGUAGCUGAAGGCGAAAUACAUCAACCACAAAAUCCUCAGCAACAAAAUAUCACGACUAGCACUACAAAUUUAAUUAAUAUUAAUAUCAAUAGUGGAGGAAAUGUUACAACUGUGGCUACAGGCGAAAGUCAUCAACCACCUUACAGUUGCAUAACGCAAUCCUUAAGCCAACAACCACGUUCAACACAAACUCAAUCGACUUGUUCAUCAUCUUCUAGCAGUAUUGGUGAGCCAUCCAACUUACAUUUACAACAACAUCAUCCAAUUCAACGUAAUAACCAGAUAAUGCCUGGAAGUAAUUCGGUUUGUGUUCAAGCAUCAGGACCCCUCCAAGCUGUCGUGCAACCCUCUCAAACAGCAGCUCAUCACAAUUCUACUUUGCAAACCUUGCAACCUUAUACGUCCUAUCAAACCCAAAUUCAGCCAACCGAACCACAAAUUCAACAACAUCAAACGCAACAAAGCUCCAUCAAUACAAUUGCGGCAAGUUCAACUUUAAUUGGAGGAAAUAAUACAUUAGGCCAACAUCAAUCAGUACAACCGGUACCACAGCAUCAAAUUGCUCAAAUUCAAACAAUUGAAUGUUCUUACAAAAACUGUACAUUAAAUAAUGCGUCUUCAACGUCUUCAACAUCGAAAAUUUUAAGUUCUUCAAAGUCACAUCGAAUAACUGCCCCCGAUAAUAUUAGUCAAUAUAACGCUGCUGUGGCAGCAGCUGCAGCAGCUACCGAAGCUUCUUCACAAGUAACUGGUGGAGCAAGCAAUAACACCACCAAUUCGAAUCAAAAUAAAUAUACAACAAUUUUGCCGCCACCAUUGUUCGAUGAAGGGGCUACUACAAAUAAUUUAAAUAUAGAUCAACAACAAAAUUUAAUUGCUAAUGAUAGCAAUGGAGUUUGCAACGCAAAUAAUGUAUCAUCUGGAGCCAAUUUAAAAACUCCGUCAUCUUCGAGACGCUAUCAUCGUACCAUACCGCGCCAUUUGACUGCUAUAGAUCCCUUAAUCUCAGCCGUUAAUAUAUCUGGAUCGGGGACUCUUCCAGCAGGAUCGACAACAUCGGGUAUUAAAUAUGCUUCAGAAAACGGAAGCAACAUUCAAGUUUCAAAAAAUGUUUUAAAUUCAACAUCGAAUACAACAGGUUCUUCUAAUUCAGAGAAAAAUUUAUCAUCAAACAAUAAGAAGCCUACAUGUCAGUGCCCAGUUCAACAUGUUCCAAUGUCUUAUAUGGGAACCAAUCACAUUUCUAAUCAUGCUCAGAACAGUAAUAUAUUCUUAUCAACUAUAACCAAUAAAUUAGCUAGAAACAGUAGCGGUUGUAAUAAUAAUAGCAAUUCUAAUAGUUCAAAUUUUAAAACAAAGUCACCAUGUGGAUCAAAAUCGUUAUCUCAAUCAAAGGAUUCAUUAAAUGAGUCUUCACGUAGUAGCACUUUGAAAAGGUCUGGUCAUUCUUCUAACAGCCAUCAUUCAAGCAACCAUCACGGAAAUUCAAAUAGUUCGGGCUGCUCACCAUCAACUCCAAGUAAUACGAAGAUCUCAACAAUUUCGAAACAUGUAGGAGAGAUACAUUCAUCUGCUAAUAAUCAAGUAAUGUUGAAGGCAACCCCAGUUUUGAAGCAAAAGCACAGUCCAGGAAACAGUAUACAGCACCAACAAAUUUCGCAUAAUUCGUCAGUUAAUAUUUUACGAAAUGGUGAUGGUGGUGAUUUAUAUAAUUCGUCUUCAUUUCCAAUCCAGUUAAUGGAAUCGCUUUCCAAAAUAUCAACAGAAAGCAAUCCAGUUUUACCACCGAAAAUGUAUAAAACGUCCCAAUCAAAUUGCUCAAAAUCGCAACAUGUUUAUACAGCUGUUUCAAAAAUUCACACUAUUUCAAAACCAAAUGACAACAGCAUUAUAACAAGUGCUCAUAAUCAUCAUCAUUCUCAUCAUUAUCAUUCUGGACCACAACGAAGUUCUUCAACGUCACGUUGUACUGCCAAUGGACUUUUGGCAAGUUCAAAUUCUUCAAAUUCUUAUACCAAAUCAUUAUCUCGUAAAGAUAAUGAAUUAAAAUCGAUUACUCCUGCUUUAACUUUACCCGCAUCAAAUUGUAUAAUCAAUUUAAAUAAUGAAAAUAAAAGUCAAAGUUUAGGUAAAAUAAACUCGUCAACAUUCUAUCCAAUGCAAAACAGUCAUGUAACAUAUACAUUACCUAAACAUCAUCCAAAUGGUAAACAAUCUUUAAAUAGCACAAUAGCUAGUGUUGUCAGUAAAGUACCAUCAGUCAUAAGUAUCCCUUCGACCUCAAUGAUAGCAUUAGAGAAUGCAACCUUAUCGCUAGUUGCGGCUGCUGCUAAUAUAAGUGAAAGAGAAAUGUCAUCAUCAAAAGCAGAACACAUACAACCCACCAGUGAUUGUAAACGCUCAACGUUGCCAAAGGUUAUUAAAAACCAACAACAACAUCAUAAUGAUAAAACUCCCACCCAUUCAGAUUUUAAAAAUAAUGAAAAUGAUAAACCAUUACCAGUUUGUACAACUUCAAAAAACUGCUCAAAUCCCAAAGAACAUUUUUUGCCGAAUGAUACUAGUUUAGAUGAUGAUUAUUUAAGUGAAUGUGAAAAUUGUAAAACUGCACACAGUUCGAAAUAUUAUUUAAAUGACGAAGAAACUGAAGAGCCACCUCAGGAAACAAUGACAUUACAACGCAAUAAAGAUCAAGAUAAAGAAGAUGAACAGGCUUACUAUAGAACUUCGUUAACUUUACCAACAAAUACUAAAAAAACAACAAAUAUAAAAAACAAUCGGGAAACAUGGUUUUCAUCAAUACCAGCUAGCUCAUCAUCAGAUGAAGAAAUAAACGAAUGAGAUUUAUCUCAUCUUCUUUAAGGAAGAUGAACUAUUUCUAAAAUGUGCAUUCAACUCAAGCUACAAACAAAAUUAUAAGUAAAAUUAAUUAAAAAGAAAAAAAAAAGAAAAAACGAAAAAAAAAAUUAUUUUUAAAUAAAAUAUUUAGGAAAAAUUUUAUUGAAAUUACUCGGUAAGUAUAUAAAAUUGAAUUCCAAAAAAAAAAAGUCGUACCUUAAAAAUAAAAAAAAAAUAAAAGGAAAUAACAAAUUUAUUAAAAUUUAAUUAGGAAAACAUUAUAAGUAAAAGAUAAAUUUUUUAUCUGUGUUAAAAUUAAAAACAAAAAUAAAAGAAGAAAUAACAUGCUCUCACAAAAUCAUUAAUUCAAAGAAAAAAACAAAUAUUUAAUAAUAUUAAAGAUUUCAUUUUUUCAUAAAAUUAAUGCAAUCCUUGGUCCAAAUUAGAGACAUUGAAAAUAUAAAUAGAAAAUUAUUAAAAGUAAAUUAAAACAAAACAAAAAAAAAAUAAAAAAAAAAAAUAAAGAUGGUAUAAAUGUUGAAUUUCAUGUUUCAUAAGUGUAAUAAAUAGGAAUAAUGCAAAAACGAUAAACAAAAAAAAAAAAUUUAAAAAAAAAUCAUAUUAUUACCUACGAUAUUCCAAAAAUCCUUACCAAAUCAAACCUUUUGCAUUUAUAUAUUUUAAAUUUUCAAUAAAAUAUACAUAGUUUCGUAUAUGUUUGAUAUUAUUAAAUAAUUACAACAGUGUUCAAAACAAUUUUCACAAUCAUUUUAUUAUAUUAAAGUUCUAAAAUAGUUUAAUAAAAAAAAAAAACAUUUCUAUAAUUUUCUCAAUUAAAUAAAAUAAUUUUCAAUUUGAUAAAAAUUACAUUUGUCAUAAUUUGUAAAAUAUUGAUGGAAUAUUUUGCUAAUGAGAAUAGAAGUUCAGCUAAAACAAAAUAUGUAUGUAAUUUUAAAAUACAUAAGCAUACUCACAUAUUUAAAAUAAAGACUCACAAAAAAACGUCACUUCAAUUAUUUUUAAAGGAGGGUACCAUUUUAAAACAACUCAAUUCUAUAAUUAAUUACUUAUUCGGAAAAUUUACUUGAAAUAUUAUACAAAUUUUUAAAAUUGAUAAAAUAUAUUUCAAUAUAUUUAAAUAACGCAAUUACAACCAUUUGAAGUGAAAAAUUUUUAAAAUAUAAAGAAAACAAUCAUAAAAAUGAGCUCAAAAACUAUUUCUGAUAAACAUAAAUUCCCCAAUUUAUUUGCCCAACCGAUUUUUUGAAAUUAAAUUUGAAAUAUCUUUAAUUAGUAACAAAAAAUGUAUUUUAAUGUAAAUUUCAUUAGUUUAACA
This is a messenger RNA of Condylostylus longicornis, 4978 nucleotides long. RefSeq names its product probable serine/threonine-protein kinase DDB_G0282963. Bases 580 to 3645 code for a protein of 1021 amino acids. The record is from RefSeq and is a predicted model, not a curated record. Lineage: Eukaryota; Metazoa; Arthropoda; Insecta; Diptera; Dolichopodidae. The transcript has 7 exons.